UGGUGGCUGGAGCGGACGCUGCAGGCUCCGGAGAAGCGCACAGGGCAAUUUCAAGUCCCGGUGGGACGCCGUCUCCCCCACUCCCCUGGGACCCACGGUCCCCUGCACCCCACUCAGUGCACAGCCCCCGCAACGCCUGCGCUCGACGACCCCUUUGCGCCCCCACAGCCAGCUCCGAGCCGCACGAUCCCCCAGGAAGAGCCUGCGCCGGGGCUGCCUGUCGGCCCGGCAUUGGCUGAGCUGCCCUCGGCUCACAGCCCACCCUGGCGGCGGAGCUGAGCCCGCACUCGGAGGCUCUGCGGGGACCAGCCGGGAGGAGGGAGCCCAGCCCGCGCCCUCAUGCCCUGCUGCACGAAGCCCCCCAGCGCCCGCACCAUGAAGGAGGAGGCCUUCCUGCGCCGCCGGCUGUCCCUGUGCCCGCCGUCCUCCACCCCUCGGAAGGCCGAGCCCCGGAGACGUGCCCGGGACCUGCUCCUCGGGGGAGAGAGCGAGCUGUACCCUCUCAGCCCAGGCAAGGACAUGGAGCCGAACGGCCCGUCGCCACCACAGGACGAAGGACCCCCCACCCCUGGCUCCACCACCAAGUUGCCACUGGCAGACUGCAGGCCCUGCAACGGGUCCGACAAGGACUGUGUGUCCCCGAUGGCCAAGGUCACCAAGAAGGAAACUCUCAAGGUGCAGAAGGAAAACUACCGGCAGGAGAAGAAGCGCGCCACGAAGCAGCUGCUCAGUGCCCUGACGGACCCCCGUGUGGUCAUCAUGGCCGACAGCCUGAAGGUCCGAGGGACCCUGAAGAGCUGGACCAGGCUGUGGUGCGUGCUGAAGCCGGGCGUGCUGCUGAUCUACAAGACGCCCAAGGUGGGCCAGUGGGUGGGCACCGUCCUGCUGCACUGCUGCGAGCUCAUCGAGCGGCCCUCCAAGAAGGACGGCUUCUGCUUCAAGCUCUUCCACCCGCUCGACCAGUCCGUCUGGGCCGUGAAGGGCCCCAAAGGAGAGAGCGUGGGCUCCAUCACACAGCCCCUCCCCAGCAGCUACCUGAUCUUCAGGGCCGCCUCUGAGUCCGAUGGCCGCUGCUGGCUGGACGCCCUGGAGCUGGCCCUGCGCUGCUCCAGCCUCCUGCGCCUCAGCACAUGCAAGCAGGGCGGCGACCGGGGGGAGCCUGGGUCCUCGCCAGAUGCCUCGCCCUCCUCGCUCUGUGGGCUGCCGCCCUCGGCCGCCAUGCAGGACCUGUUCCCACUGAAUGGGUCCGCCCUGGAGAACGACGCUUUCUCGGACAAGUCGGAGAGGGAGGCUGUGGAGGGGUCAGACAGCGAGACCCAAGAGGAGCACAGUGGGAAGAUCAACGGGAGCGGGAGCGACCAGUCGGAGGCCCCCGGGUGCCCAGCGUCACGAGGGACCGCUUACGUGGAGGAGGUCCAGGAGGAGUUGUGGGAGGGCGGCGAGGCGUCCCAGGUGGAGACAGUGUCGGAGGAAAACAAGAGCCUGAUGUGGGUGCUGCUGAAGCAGCUGCGGCCGGGCAUGGACCUGUCCCGCGUGGCGCUGCCCACCUUUGUCCUGGAGCCCCGCUCCUUCUUGGACAAGCUCUCGGACCACUACUGCCACGCCGACCUGCUCUCCAGGGCCUCGCUGGAGGAGGACGCCUACAGCCGCAUGAAGCUGGUGCUGCAGUGGUACCUGUCCGGCUUCUACAAGAAGCCCAAGGGGAUCAAGAAGCCCUACAACCCGAUCCUGGGGGAGACCUUCCGCUGCUGCUGGCUCCACCCCCAGACCCACAGCCUCACCUUCUACCUGGCGGAGCAGGUGUCACACCACCCGCCCGUGUCUGCCUUCCACGUCAGCAACCGGAAAGACGGCUUCUGCAUCAGCGGCAGCAUCACGGCCAGGUCCCGGUUCUACGGGAACUCGCUGUCGGCGCUGCUGGACGGCAAGGCCAGGCUCACCUUCCUGAGGCGGGCGGAGGAUUACACCCUCACCAUGCCCUAUGCCCACUGCAAAGGAAUCCUGUACGGCACCAUGACCAUGGAGCUGGGCGGCAGCGUGGCCAUCGAGUGCCGGAAGAACAACUUCCGAGCCGAGCUGGAGUUCAAGCUCAAGCCUUUCUUUGGGGGCAGCACGAGCAUGAACCAGAUCUCGGGCAGGAUCACGUCAGGAGAGGAGGUCCUGGCGCAUCUCUCCGGACACUGGGACAGGGAAGUGUUUAUCCAGGAGGAGGGUCGGGGAAGCGCCGAGCUCUUCUGGAACCCAAGCAGGCAGGUGCAGGAGCGGCGGCUGAGGCGGCGCACGGUGCUCCUGGAGGAACAGGAGGAACUGGAGUCGGAGAGGCUCUGGCAGCAUGUCACCAGGGCCAUUAGGGACGGUGACCAGCACAGGGCCACGCAGGAGAAGGUUUUACUGGAGGAGGCGCAGCGGCAGCGGGCCCACGAGCGCCGGCAGAGCCUCACGCCCUGGGUCCCCCGGCUGUUCCACCUGGACUCCGCCACCCAGGAGUGGCGCUACCGAUUCGAGAAGCACAGCCCCUGGGACCCCCUGAGGGACAUCGCCCAGUUUGAGCAAGACGGGGUGCUAUACACCCUGCAGCGAGAGAGCCCGAGCCCCCAGACCCGCGUGGAGGGCAGCCCAGGGCCUGGGCACCAGGGGCCUGGCCCAGACCGGCGGCUUCGCAAAGCCAGCGACCAGCCCUCCGGCCACAGCCAGGCCACUGAGAGCAGUGGCUCCACGCCAGAGUCCUGCCCAGAGCUCUCGGAUGAGGACGGUGACGGAGACUUUGUCCCUGGCAGCGAGAGCCCGUGCCGGCGGUGUGGGAAGGAGGCCCGGCGGCUGCAGGCCCUGCACGAGGCCACCCUGGCCCUGCGGGAGGCGCAGCAGGAGCUGCACAGGCAGCUUGCGGCCAUGCUGAGCUCCGCAGCCAGGGCCCGGCAGGCCGCGGCCUCGGGCCCCCUGCACAGCCCCCGGGCCUGGUGCCUGCUCUGCACACUCCUGGCCUGCCAGCUGCUGCUGAACCUCGUCCUCACGUGAGCAUCCUUCAGGGCGGGGUGGCCGCCACCCACGGAACUCGGCCGCUGCAUCCCUCCCUCGCAGGCACCCAGCACUUUAAACCAGCCCGGGGAGGCAGAGGGACACUGUGACCUCAGCCCCUAUGGACAGAGGGGCCCUGGUAGCAGGAGGACAACAGGAGGGACCUGGGGCUUCCGGCUCUUCCUGGGGAGGCGCUGCCUCUCUGACGGGCCCUCACCCAGCACUGGCCUUAAUGCUCAAACCAAAUGCCCCUUCGUCAUGCAACGCAUACCCUGGUCAUCUGGCCUCUCUCUCCUGGUCCAGUCCCCACCUGCCAUGUGGGGUCGACACAGGCAGGGAGUAGGAGGGUCCCCCAGCACUGGACAUCUGCUCCCCAGCUGGGUGCAGGGGAGAGAGGGGCAAGCCAGGGGUCCCCAGGGCUGCCUUGGUCCUGACCCACAGGCUGUCCCUCCUGAGACUCUGCCCCGUCACCCUGGCAUGGCCCUGACGGGCCCCUGGAGUCAGUCUGCCACAGUGCUGUUUGGGAGGAGCCUGGUUAGAAGUAAGGAACCUGCCCCAUCCCCGCAGUCCAGCCCUGCAGUGCGGGGGAAGGGCACCUGUGAUCGCAGAUGCGUGGGCGCCGGGCCGGCCUGCGACACUCACCGCGGGUGGAGCAUGGCUGCCCUGCACCCGCCUGGGAUCCUUUCCCCGGUCCCGGCAGGGCCCCCGCUGUCCCCCGCUCACUUGCCGGAUAAACGCGUGGCAAUACUGUACUUGGGCACCGUCUGCCCUCGGCUCUGUGUCAAUUUCCAAGUGUGUGUGUGCACGUGUGUGAGCUCCCACACGUGUAGGUGCACACGGAGCCUGAACUCUGCCGUGGCCGAGCCCUCCGGGCUGAUGCUGCAUUUUCCGGCUUUUGUGCCCAUGUCCUGGGCCCCCCCCAACAGUGUGGGGACAGGUCUGUGCCCCGUUCCCUGGAAUAAAAGAACACACCCGU
Messenger RNA from Artibeus jamaicensis (Jamaican fruit-eating bat), 3991 nucleotides. RefSeq names its product oxysterol binding protein like 5 (gene OSBPL5). Gene Ontology annotation, biological process: phospholipid transport. Gene Ontology annotation, cellular component: membrane; intracellular membrane-bounded organelle; cytosol. Bases 340 to 3015 code for a protein of 891 amino acids. Gene Ontology annotation, molecular function: sterol binding. The transcript has 22 exons. NCBI's taxonomy places the organism in Eukaryota, Metazoa, Chordata, Mammalia, Chiroptera, Phyllostomidae. The record is from RefSeq and is a predicted model, not a curated record.